AUGGAACUAAGGCCAUCAACGAAUGUCCUUCAUUUUGCAUUCAUUUUAACUCUUGGUAAAGUUUACGCCUUCAACUUGGACGUCAAAUCGCCGGUUAUCUACGAUGGCCCCGCCGAAAGCGACCUCUUUGGUUAUACUGUAGCAACACAUUCCUAUAACGGUCAGAAGUGGUAAGUUCAAUUCAAGUGCCUUUAAAUUUGGAUGUUUACUUAGGAAAACCUUCUUUGCGGUUAUUCUCUGUUCGUAAAAUUUUUUAUGCCACGUAACUUUGAAUAUUCCGUUUCCUAUAUUUACAUUGAAUUGUUGGUGUUCAAUACUUGGCGAAAAAUUAAUUCUGAAUGGACUGCUCGCUCAGUCUGAAGGCACUGAUGCCAAACGACAUGCAAGUGAUUUGCUAAAAUUUCAUAUUAAGUCUCACUUCUUCGCCUGAGGUGAUUUUUACCUUUUAUAUCUUCUCAGAGAAGUAGACGCCGGCAAAAUGUAUUCCUGAGUCUUCUAAACAAAUAUUUAUGUUGAGCAACUUUUACAGCAAAUUAACCACAAUACUUGUAUCUUUGUAUUUCGUGACUAUUCAUCGGCGGUUUAAAUGAAGCUGAUCUGAAGCAUCACCGUGAAGCAGCGCUAAAUCUGUCGAAAUCUUCUUAAAAGCUUAGAAACAGCGGUUUUUAUGUUCUCAAUUACUUACAUGCGACUUGGAAUCUUUGCUACAGACGUUUACAAAGAACUGUAAACACCGUGAGACGUUUUACCUCGCACGGCCUGACGGCAACGUCUUUGUAAUUAUUAGUUUUUCCUGUUUUGUCCGGCGGUAUGUACGACUACUUCGAUUUUCGUUUCAACUCAACAACUAAUUAUGGAUUAUUAGAGAGGCUUGGUCUUACCGAAGGGUCACACUGAGUUUGGAUUGUCAGUGUUUCUUUGCUAAGAAUCAAGGCCAAAUUUAAUGCGCAACAGACUAUGACUUAUGAACUUGCUAAUAGCUUGCAGUGUCAAUUAAGACUACAAACACGCAUUGAGGCUGAUCCAGACAGUACACAAAAGCACAGAAUUAGAAAUUUCCCUGAGGGAGAGUUCAAAUGAAGAAGUAGCUGUGACAAAUAAUUAUAGUGUUGUUCUUCGCAAAUCUAAAACGCCUCCGUCAGCAGAAACGUUUCCAAAGCCGGUAUAAUUUUUCAACCGGUGGAAUUUUUAUUUUGUAACGUGAUUUUCAACUCGAGAAAAAUGUCAAGCCUUUUCUGGGUGUAACCUGGCACAUCAGGAAGUUUUAAGAAGGGUUAAAAUGUUUCCUUAGAAAAUAACUGGAUACCUACACUUAUUUGCCCCGUAGACUGAUUGAACGAUAGAGAAUUUUUGUUUUUGAUUCGGUGUUAUUUUUACGUAGUUCCUUUUCCUUGAGCGGAAAAGAGACGCAUGGGAAAUACUGGCGAGGAAAUAUCUUCUCCGCGAAGCGCACGCUUUUAAAGGUGAAUACGUAUUAAACUUUGUUUACAACGUGUUGAUGACAUAAUCUUAUUUACAUGUGUUCAUCGUUUACUUGGGAAAAUGCAAGAUCUUGUGGUUGAAAGCACUUAGUAUUUAUAUCUAAGUGUAAAUCAGGAAGGAUCUAGAUAUUUUGUCCGUAAAAAGAUUCCUUCUCAAAUCAUUUACGCGUUUCUAGGAACUGAACUACAACAUCGCAUGUUGAGAGCGAAGCAAAGUUAGUCCCUCAAUUGCUUCUACGUAACUGCCCUCCGGAAAUAUCCUAUGAAUCUUAAAUCGCCGAUACGAAAGGGUCUAAAUUAGAGUACUCUUUGUCAAUUGACAGCUAGAAGAUGAAUUUUUGACCCUUAGCAGUGUGGUCAAACGGUUGACUAUUUUGGGUCGUUUUUGAUAAAACAAUUAUGUCACUCGCUCUUGUUGUACGGCCCUCGUUGACUAUUUUUCAUCUCGUAUUAACGCGCGCUCGAGGAACAAUUGUUUAUAAGACACUGUGUUGAUUGACAACUUCUAGGUGAUAAUAAACGAGGUAUUUCACUACCCGCUGACUCAGCACGAAGUUUAUUUUCAAAUAAAGUCUUCAGCACGAGCGUUUCUUCGCCAGCGGGAAAGUAUGAGGUCUUCAUGAUCAGCAACGCCAGCCGGGGACAGGUCUGUAACAAUUAGUGCCAGACCCCCGGAAAAUCUCGCUUCUACUCGUCUCAAAUCUUCCCGCAGGCGAAGAAACGCGCGACCAACGGCGCCAGUAAUUAAGGCCUGCUCGCAGCUAAUAAAAACGUUAAGUUUUCAGCAAGAGAAUAUACACUGUUGAUAUUAUCUUGGUUUUCAGUGAUACUCUUAUAAUAGUCAAAAUGUAGGGAAGACCUCGAUAAUGCUGACCACCACUGAAACUUAGAAGAUUCAUUAAAGUUCACCAGGCAACCAGGUGGACAAUCAGACAUAGUUUGAUGUUACUCUGGUUUACUUACUACCUGACGUCUAUUUACACCUCGUCAGAAAAAAGGCAGCUAAUUAAUGAGAAUGUAAAAGGACCUCUUGCUGCAGCGAUUAGUUCACCCCUGAUGAAGGCACUAGACAGGAUUGUCGAAACAUUAGGUCUAUGAAUUGUAACUUCUCGGUUACAUUCAUUAAAUCUUUAAGCCAGAGUAGCCUCAAACCUUGUCUUAUAAGAUAAUUUUCCUUUACAUUGUUCUUCUGUUUACAGGUUAUUAGUUGGGGCACCUCUCAGUAACGUGACCUCAUCAAAUACACAGGAAGCCUUAAUCAAGUAUGGAACUGUGUUCAAAUGUGAAUACAAAUCCGGAUCAAAGUCAUGUUCAGAAAUCUUGAUGGAUCAUCAAAGUAAGUUCCUUUGAAUCAUUGUUCCCCGGUUUGUGAGAGCAAUUGAUUCUUAUUUUUUCAGCAACACAUCCGGCAACAGAUAUCCAUAGUCAAUCUUGUUCCCAGGAUCUGUCUUUACCUAAGGGGCAGGGAGAAGAGAAAUCCUGAAGGGAGACAUCUUCAACGAGAGUAUAGAAUUUCCACAAAGCAUAAUUAUAACCUGCAUGGGUUCAAUCUGCCUUAUGAUGGAAUAGUGAUAAGGCUUAUUUCAAACGUUUCUGACUGAUUUGGUAUGCAAGGUAGGCAGAAGUUUGAAGCCUUUCAGUCAACGGAAAACUCAAGCACGCCUCCUUCGAAUGGAGUCGAGUUUUUAGGUUCGGUUGUUCACAAAACAUCCGCUCUACAUUUCAGUAUUUGUCCCAUCACAAAUUAUGCUUUCACAAACCACACUAAAGUAACUCGAGCGUUUUUAUCGCAGCGCCAAAGAAGGAGGUACAUCAGUUGGGUAACAGGACCGUCACUAUUGAAGUCGAAAAGAAAACGGAACAGUGGCUUGGGGCGACGUUGCAUAGCUCUGGCGAGAACGGAAAAGUGGUGGUAAGUCAUAAAUUUGUGUUACGCUCGCGGUCCGCGGAGACGACGGGAAAACACGUACGACGGAAGUCUGGAGAGAAAAAAUUACCAACAGUCCAGCUAUUUCCCAUUUGCGCCUACCCGCUUUUCGCGUCUUCUCCACUGAUCAGGAGUCUAAUCCUGGUCUCUUCUUUUCUAUUCUAUUGUUGCUGUUGAUUUGUUUAAAUAAAAGAAAUAUUUUGGCAACUGGUCGGUUUUACUUUAGGAGGAAUUAAGAAAGAUACACGUGAUUGUAGAGUGCGGAGAGCUUUCCGGAGAAAAAUGAAACCCAGACCCAUGCGUCGACGAAGGUCUUUAAGCUUAAAUUAAGUUAACGAAGUCCCUAGUCCGAUCAAGUUAAUUGACAUAGUGUCUUAACUUUUUGUAUCAAUCUGAAUAUUUGCUCCUGCUCGUGCCCCUGCACGUGCCGCAGCGCUAAUAAUAACUUAAAAACCUCUCGAUCAAUUUAAUUGUAUGGCAUUCUUUUACAUGUCAGACUUGUGCUCCUCGAUACACGGAGGCACCGUUCACGAGCAAGGAAGGAAUGAUCGAUCACCGGUACAUCGCUUUGAUAGGAAGGUGUUUCUUGAUGUACGGAGACCUUAGUAUUCAACGAGAGAUCUCUCCAUGCAAAGGUAUAAAAAAUAUAAUAGAUAAUGGCAGUAUUGUUUUUGCGUUGAGCCAUCGAAGUAUUCCACAAAUUGGUGUUACAUAUUCUUUGACCGUUUGUUCGGGACUGUUUCACUGUUACUUUGCACUGUUGUUUUUCUUAGGCCGAGUAGGACAACCUUACGGUUACUGUCAAGCAGGGACCAGCGCCGAAUUCAGCGCAGGUGGCGAGGAUUUACUAAUGGGUACCGUUGGAUUUUCCUCCGGCAAAGGUAAAAAUGUUGAUCUAGUUAGUAAAGUAAAGAAUGGCUAAAAUAACUGUCUUACUCCUAGACUUACUGCCACUUAUCUUUUUUUAUUCUUAGGUGGUUUGGCUGCCUAUUCUUUAUCUGCGGAAAAGAAUAUUUUCUCGCCGACUGCUUCCCUUAAAAUACACGCGUACAUGGGUAUGGAUGAUUAAUGCAUUCAUUUUUAAACAAUCUUAUUUGCUUCCGGAAGGAAUUGUGAGUCUUGAAUUUCGUUUGUUUUUAUUUUCAGGCUACGCAAUCUCAAGUGGUAAUUUUUGGAGCCAAAAAUCAACAGGUAAAUGAUGGUGUAAUUUUAAAAUAAUUUCCCCUUCCCUUGACUUGUGAAACGACUUUGGCGUAUUCAUUCACUUAUUUACUUAUUUUGAUCAUUGCAGAAUUUAUUGGAGGUGCACCGAGAGGGAACGACAUGCGUGGAAAAGUGAGCACGGGGACCUUAAUUUUUCGGUCUUAUAAUUAAGAUUUAUUACCAAACUUUCCCUAAAUAAGCAGAUAUUAUUUACCAAAGCCUUGUUGACAUAACGUAGACCCAAGGCUUUGACACUAACAUGUAGGCUUGUUAGGUAUGGUAGUUCUUUUCACACUUUGCCGACACCUGAUUUAACAAACAGUAGGACAGAAAAGUCAGAGAGUAUGUCAGCUAAAGUCUUUUCACUCCACCUUGAUACACUUAUUACCCUAGAUAUUCAGAAAACAGUGACUGAACUACGGUAUUCCCACAGGUUAUGAUGUACGCGUAUACGCUUGACAGAAAUGACAUACAAAUCAAGUCAGAGAUUCUCCCGCCACCAGGAAUUAAAGUAAGAGAAAUGAGGGGAACAAAGCGCUUUUGGAAUGAGUCGUCAGCUAUGUCAAACCCGUAACAUCGGAACAGCCAAUCAGAACAAAGGAAACACCACGAGGAGAUUACGAGGGCUUAAACCGUAUUUAAAGUACUCGAGACGCUGGGAAACGCGGGAGAUCAAGCUGACAGGGUGCAUAGCGCUGGUUUCCUUGACCAAUUAACUGAUCAAUCUCAUAGCAAAGUAAAGAAUAAAGCGAAAUAUAAGCAUCUGGUGGAUUACUUCUACAUAAAAACUGUUCUGGCUGAGUUGUCCGUAAUCAUAGUAUAUUAAUUUUUUAGGUGAAAAGUCUUAGACUAUUGGAGAUGGCUUUUCUAAACCAGCGUACCCGCACAAUGAUUCGAAGCUUAACCUGUUUUUUUACUUUUCUUAUUCAGGUUGGGAGUUAUUUUGGAAGCACGAUCUGCGUGGUUGAUCUAAACAAUGACAAGUCAGUAUUGUGGACACACCACACGAUUAUAUGUAUAUUUAAUACUCAAUAGGCUGGGCAAGAAAAGGUUCUAAUUUUGUUUACCUCUCCGUUCUCUCAGCUUUUCAGAUUUACUGGUCGGUGCCCCACUGGCCUCAGACAGCGAUGAGGGGCGGGUGUUUGUAUACGUUAACAAUGAGAUGGUAAGGUUACUUUUUUCGUUUCUGAAACUUUCUUCCUUCGUCGAUCACUUCUGUCGUUAUAUCUUUUUUUUUAUUUCUGAAUUCCCUCCCAAAGUCCGUUUAUAAGCCAGUCAGUCACUCAGUCAGCCGGUCAGUCAGCCAGUCAGUCAGUGCUUCUUCCCUUAAAUCAUUCAAAGUCCGUUUGUAAGCCAAUCAGUCAUUCAGUCAGCUGGUCAGUCAGCCAGUCAGUCAGUGCUUCUGCUCUUAAAUCAUUCAAGUCAUCAGUCAUUUUUUCAAUUUGUCUUGUUAAUCAUUCACUGCAAAUUGAACGGAUGUCAUCAUCAUCAGGCACAGUCAUAUUUUAGACUAACCUGGCUAUAGGUAAUGGUCAUUACAACUAAAGCGCAUCUGAUAUUACUAUAGACUAAACUUCUGAGCGACACCAAAUUAAGAGAGAUAUUGUGUUUCUUAUAAAUAUUUAAGGGUGCACUUGAUGUACAAGAUCCUCUCGGUCUCGUUGGUGACAACAUACCUUAUGGACAGUUUGGUAGAGAAAUAGCAAGAGUAGGAGACCUAAACAAAGAUGGCUUCCAAGGUACAGUUCACCUUAGGAGGAUUAUCCUUCAUUUCUUAAUUAAGUCCUUCCUAUAUCAGGCUAACUUGGUACAGAAUUAAGGUGCUCAAAAUUAAAUGUAAGAAAUGUGUGACAGUAGCCAGAUAAGACCUUAUAAUUCCUUUGUAGUUCUGAAAGCUUUUAAGGUGAGACACAAGGUUUAAGUGCUUUCCACUUUAACCCCACUUAUUGCCUGGCAGAUGUUGCAGUUGGUGCACCUUUCGAAGGCAAUGGUGCUGUCUAUGUUUACCACGGCUCCAGGAGUGGAAUUAACCCUACAUACAAACAGGUUUGUCUUCAGGCCAAUUCAAAGUUUUCCUCCAACUAAUCUAACUCAAAAUGGUGUUAGAUCGGUUUGUCCAGUCCUAGUCUCAGCCAUUUGAAUACAAUUUCCCAUCUGACUAUAAUAAGUUGCAUAUAGUUUUACUGCUCCUAUUGAUUUUCUUUUAAUUCGAAAUCCAGGGGAAAAAGUACAAACGGUUGAUUGGAAAGUUUCGGCCAUGAUAUUAUUAAACCCGGCUGUUCUCAAAUUAUAACAAUUGUAGCCAUUGGUCCUGGAUUUGCGCCUUUGAAUAAUCUACUCUUGGGCUUGGGUGCUUAGUUGAACGCUGUCUCUCAAUCUUUGUAAUCUUCUUUUGAAAGAGUCGACUUGAAUUGCUUCCCCCGUGCCUGUAACUCUCUCAGCUUUUCUUUCUUCUAUUUCGUUGCAGAAACUGAGAGGUUCAUCCGUGGAUCCAGGACUGAGAUUGUUUGGCUCAAGCCUUGCUGGAAUUGUUGACAUGGACAGCAAUGGGUAUCCAGGUAGAAUAUCGUUUAUUAGUCUACAUCAGUAGUGCUUGUCGCGUGCGCUGAUUGGCUGGUUCGGAAGUAGAUAGCAAGUACUUUUCUCUUCCGAACGGCUGAUGAGACAAAAUUGCGCGUUAAGAGUUUAAAUUCUGACCACUUUACGGUAUAUUGAAAGAAAUAAACUUAUUUUUUGGUAUCUUUGUAGUAUAGAUUUUGUAUGAAUAUUUACUUUGCCACUUCGCAGCUUGGUAAAGUCAACCACCAUCCACCUCCACUUCGGUUAAUAAUUGUUAAAUAGUAGAUAUUCAGAAAUAUAAGAGGGUGAUACUUCAGAAUAAGUAAAUUUCUGAUCCCUCUUUCGUUCGUCAUUGUCAAAAGACACCUUGUAUCUCGGCUAAAAAACGGCGAGCGCUGAGAAAGUCGCUCUAGUCGUAAAGGAUCCAAUCAAUCUACAAUUGGCGCAUUGUACUCUCAAGUCCGCUGCUUUCACCCGAUAUGGUAACCAAAUUAGGUUAUGUUCUGACAGGCAGAGUUAAACGGGGGUCAGGGGAAGCACCUGGACAAGACUGUUUUCAUCUUCCAAAGGCGACAAGUCGCCUCAUUUUUUAGAUUUUGACGGCACCUCGACGGUUUUUACGUAAUGAACUACAACCCGAUGUGCGCUUUUGUCGAGGUCUAGUGUCGUCAUUAGGAAAAUCUUAAUUGAACAUCUUUCGCUGGGAAUGAGCGACAGCAACUUCCCAAAACGUGUUAGAGCCCUUGCUAGAGGUUUUUGCUUUUAGUUAAUGGGGGGAGGGAGGAAUUUGGUAGAUGCACCACUUUUAAAUCCCUUGACCUUACAUUAGUGUACACUUGUUGUCAGGAUGUAACGGUGCCUUUUCUGUUUCCGUAGAUAUCGCCGUCGGUGCGUACGGAUCGAAUAAGGCAGUUCUAUUUAGGUAUGUAUUGACAGAAAAAGUAUUCUAUCAAAUCAAAUUAAACGUAAGUAGAUAUCCUGCUGAAACCCUUGGCUCCAAACAAAAGAAACGUGCUUGACAGUUGUUUUACGUUGUGUGCUUAUCACUUCGCCUUUUUUUGUCUCUACCCAUCUCGCCACUUUGAAGCUUUUCUUUCAUAAUAUUAUUCAAAGAAAUAUUUGCUAUUACUACUUGAUUUAAUUUGAGUGGCUUUGAUUUUGUUUUCAGCAUCAGUAAUCGUUGUUUUCUGCCCUUUUUGCCACAAAAGUAGCCAAUUUGGCGGACUAUGAACAUUGUAAGCUAAUAUUCCUUGCUCAUGUUGGAUUUUUCAGAACUCGUUCCAUCGUGAAUGCCGAAGGAGAGAUUCAGCUGAGUAGGAACCAGAUCAUUGUAGAGAGCGAUGACAAUUUGUGUCUUUUGGAUGGAGGGAAAUAUUAUAAAUGGUAAGUUAUGCAAUGGCUCGGAAGAAAUUAAUUUUUACGGGGACUUGAUUGGAUGUAGAUGUACUAGUUCUCAAUAAUCUGAGUCAUUGUCAGCGUGCGAUGUGCAAAGGUACCUCAGGUCGAGAAAGACUACAAAAUAUUAUUUUGAUGACACAUAAAAAACACCAAAAUAACAUGUGGACGAAUGAACCAAAGUGUAACGACGUGAUGACUGACAAGCGCCCUUGCCACCUCCCUCCCCCCCCCCCCCCCCGUAUUUUUUCUUUGUUCGUUUUUCGGAACAGGCUACCCAUUGACUGUCACCAUAACGUACCGUCAGUAGUAAAAUUCCUUCAACACAACUUGUUGAUUUAAAGUUGUGACUGAUCCGAGAGAACUGAGCCCUUUUUUUGUUAAAAUUGUUUGGUUCGUUUCUUCAAGAUUGCUUAAUCGAUAUGUUUCUUCAUCUUUUAGUUUGAACCUUUCUGUGUGUUUCUCAAAUAAGGAUAAAGGAGCUGCAAACUUUGCAGGUACAGUAACGCUUUUUUCUGUACUAUUUUUUAAACAAAAUUUCGAAAAUUCAUGGUCUACAGAUUGUCGAGAUAUCAUGUGGCUUCAGCUAACAUAUUACGAGGUUGUUCAGCGGGUAAUGAAACGGAGAUGUCCCGUUCUAGGGCGUUCAGUUAGCUAAACAAAUUGCGAUAGUAAACGGCGCGAUAUUAGUGUGGGAGUUAAAAAACGAGUUGGGUUUGAGUCUACGCGACCCGACCAGAAUCUCUCUCGUUUUCGCUCCGCCUCCACUAUCGCAAUGUUUACUACUUUGCUCUGUUGUACUGUAAAUCCAGAUCUGUUUACUGGUUCAGUCACCAUCGAUUACAAUAUUACAAUGUCUCGUCGAAUUUCCCAUGCUCUUGGUAACAUAUCCGCUACUAUUUUCUCUUGUAGGCCUGGGGAUAACCUAUUCAGUCGAUCUAGACCGCGUGAAAGUUGUAAGAGGGACAAACUUUUUUCGCCGCAUGUUCUUCUUGGACGAGAACAGCGGAGACAAAUUGCACACAAUAAAUGGCGUCCUAAAUGUAACAAAACGAGGAGGGAGUCAAUGUACCCCACCCCGAACUGUCUACCUAAAGGCAUGUAAUGUAUAGUGCAUUGAUGUGUCGUGUGUUCUGGAACAGUACGGAAACUCACAAAAAUAACGGUUUGUUUGUGUUUUUGUUUAGGAAAAAGAUAAUCUUGCAGAUGUUGCUUCUUCACUGACCUUUGAUCUUGACUUUGGGUUGGUUGAGCCUUGUGGCAGCUCUCUUUGCCCAGUGUUAAAUGAUUCUCUUCCAACGACUCACACGGCGAAGGUAAGGAGCAAUGUCAAAUAUAACUGGCAAUUGUUUUGACGCUUUGAAGCUACGAGCGGUUUGUUUCCGCGCCUACGCUGCCUCCGUUGACCGCUAAAACCGCUAGCUACGAAGGAUACAGUCGACGAUGUUAAUGAGAAGAGACUCAAAAAAACCAUUAUUUUUCUUUUUGCUACGCGAUGGAUUUGUGCUUACAUGUCAACUAUAUGUGCCUGGCAGAAAGAAGAUAUUGUUAUAUUCGGCAAGUAAAAGGGAAGAAAACUAUUAAUCCAAACGUAUCUUAAAUUUCCUGAGCUUUUCUCUUUGUCCUGAUUUUCAGUUUGCAUUGUUUUUGCUAGGUAUUUUGUCAUCAUCUUCCUAAUAUUUUCUGUUAUAUUAUUGUCACAGGCAUUUUUUAUGAAGAGGUGCAAGAAUCAAAAGGUCUGUGUACCUGACUUAGCAGUUGACGGAAAAGUGGUUUUAGUGGGGUAAGAAGGAAAAAACAAAAACCGUUUGGAUUCGGUUAAUCUGCACUUAGCUUUGUCAUUGGAUUUCACGGAUUAAACGCAACUGUCAUGAGUCGAAAUAAUUUGGGAUUGGAGUACCUUUUUAACCAAUUAGAUGACAGUUUCCGUGGCGAUUAUUGACUUUACUUUUGAUUUUUGAUACCCUUUGAAGGUCGCUCUAGAGGCUUCAAUCGCGUUCUAUGUUUGUCCUUGACAGGUAUGACGAAAAUCGCAGAUUUGACAAUCAGCUGCGAUUAGGUCUCGUGAAAGACCUGAUACUACAACUGACAGUAUCAAACAAGGCUAACGAUUACGCUUAUUACUCCAAACUCGUAGUGAAAUACCCGAGUUCACUGAGUUAUCAGAGAACUGGCGACGUAAGUAAAAAAUAUCUAUGUUUUGAGCAAUUUUCAAUGAGGUGACAAGACUAAUCCGGGACAGUUAUUGGUUGGGAAAACUUGAACCACCCUCGACCAAUCAGAUGCAAGACGGAAAUCGAUCGCGACCUUUCAUGUUUAUUUUGAGUUCUAGUCGAUUCCCUGUUAAAUUUCUAAUAUUCUAGUUUGUUUGGUAUUUUCACGUUUUUUCGAGAUACAUCUUUAAACUUUCUCAUCUCUUUUCCCUUUCAACAUUUUAAUUCAGUGCGAACACGACCGCAGGUUAGACAAUGACACUCAGUCCCAGCUCUCCGUCAUCUGUGACGUGGAAAAGGUGGCUCUUCCAGGACUUAGUAAUGUAAGUGACCUAUGAAAAUCUCUACCGAAAAGUUUUGAGAUGGUGUUAAGAAUCGCCAACGUGUUUUUCGUAAGUAGAUACCGUAAGCAGAUAGGAGUCUUUCUUAUGACAGUCAAACUAACAUUUACGCCUUUAUUAAUUUCACCUUAGAAAACAUUCAGUAUCAAAUUUUCAGCGGCUUCAGUAGAGGAAGAUAUCUCCAUUAUUGUCACAGCUAAAAGGUGAGUUAACUUACAUUAGUUUUCUUUGUUGAUUACCAUCAAUUUAUGUUCAUUACGUUUGGGUGUCAAAGGCAGUCGCUUUUAAAAUACUGGGCAAAGUUUUGUAAAGGCUUUUUCUGUCAAAUCGAGAACUUUCGUCGUCAAAAUGAUCGAUUAAGUUGUCGGAUGUUAUAAUCAGAGUAAUACUUGUUGCUAUAGCGCAAUUCAAAUCAUUAUCGAUUGUUGUCCAAGAUUUCCUUGUGGUUUUGCUUUACAUCGCUAUGUGGUUGCUUAGGAACUUGCGCCUUCCCACUCUCAACCAAUCAGAUGCCAACCUCUCGACCAAUCAGGUUUACGACCAAAACUAAUCAUAAGUUCCUAACUCGGUCAGUUGCAUUUUCCCACGUUUGAGGCGGUAAGCCUGCAUUUACUUUGGGUUCUUCAGUUUUGACUCCGUUGAUGUUUUUCCUGGCUCUGUUGGCUAUCGCAAUUGCUUUAGUUCGGUUUAUGACGCUGACUCAAAGAAAGCGUCUGGAAAACGCUAUCUUGGUGCCGUAUAUUGUGUGAAAAACUUUUUGGUAUGUUUAUAGCCAAGACUUAGAUGCCAAUGAGAAAGACAACAGCAAGGAAUUCUUUAUUGCCGUGAAGUAUGAGGCAGAUCUGGAGAUUAAAGGGUAGGUAUUGAUUGAAGUUGGUACACCAAUCCGCAUUACUGUAUCAUACAAAGUGUCUGUUACGCAUGCCUAAUUCGUCGCAGUAUUUCACUUGUGCGCUGAGCUUGAUUAUCUUCAAGAAGUAUGGUACUAAUCACUGUCUGUCUCCACUCAGUUAUUCAAAACCAGAUCAAGUCAUUUACUCAGGAUCCGUAAAAACGCAGGAGAAAGUCAGAGAGUUUCAAGAGGAGAUUGGACCUGAGAUUGUUCAAACCAUAAAGGUAUACUGAUAGCGAUGUAGUUAAUUUUGUGUUGAAGUAAAAUUUUUCCAAAAUAGAAGAAAUAAUUGGUGACAUGAGCAAAGCGAAAUUUCGCCAAGGAACUUUCUAACUUGAAGUGAGCUUUCCACAGACUGUACCUUUUUAAAUGCUAGGUACUGGUUACAAACUGAUGUUGCUGUGUUAAUUUAUCAAUUCCUUUUAGUCCUAGCUAACAUACAGCACUUUUCUUUACAUUAGGUUUUCAAUCACGGUCCCAGCGUGGUAGACUGGUCUCAGUUAACGAUCACUGUACCUAAACUAUUGAAUAAGGACGAUCCUGAAAGUUUUCUCAUGUAUCUACUUCAAGUUGAGGUGAGAUUAAAAUUCGGGAAUAAUUAUCCAUCGCUUCUCAUGACCAGUCUUUAUAGGAGCAAACGCAACCAGAAUGAGCCUGAUCAAACAUACGAGAUAUUCUUUCAUUGAUUGUUGGAAGUACUGUUCUUUUUCAGGUCAUUGGCUCAGGAAGCUGCAAUGCUGUUGUGAACCCUUUGAACAUUAAGGUAAAGUAUUCACCUUAUGAUAUACAAACCCUCCCCCGUGGGGCUGAGAGAGAAAUCUGUUAUUCAAGAACGCGCGAGAACGCGCUGGUAAUGAAAAUUUCAUCCACGGGUCACAAUUAAGAACUAUCCACGACUUUCACCGACACUGAGGUGAAUAAUUAUUUUUUCACCGACACUAUCAAAAAGUCAGUUUGAAAAUUACUUUUUGAUAUAAACCUUUAAUUGAAAAUUCAUCUCGGUUAAUUGAACUAGCCAAAUGAAAAUCACUAUUCACUUAAGCUAUCUGAUAAUUUGAUGAUAAUAAUAAUCUAACAUUUUUUGAUAUAAUAAAAUUCAUCUCGGUUUCCAAUUUUCAUUUCUUCUGUGUAAUUUGUUUCUUCAGUUCAUAUUCUAUUGGUUUCUUACAGUCAGUGCAGUUGAAUGAAUCCAUCAGCACCGAGAAUUCUGUGAAACAGAGGCAGACACGUGACGUCAAGAGACUGGUUAGUACAUGAAAUACGCAUGGGUGUGUAUGAUCAUAAGUUCUCGACGGCUACAGGCGCUUUCAAAAUAUCUCCUUUUGAGCGAGUUUACUCAAACACAGUUUUACCGUAAUCUAAUAAAGGCGGUACGUUUUUAAGGAAUUUUGUGGUACUACGUGGUUGGAGGGGUGUGACAAGAUAAUUUGGUUGUGACAACUAAGCGCAAAACAAAUCUUGCUAUAAACUUGGCAGAUGCUUUGAUAAUCUGUGCGAAAAAUGUGUUGCAUGCGGUUUCACAACUCAUUUCAAAAAGGUUACUUUUACGAACAUUCACUCGGCUCGCUUAGCCAAUUUUUCUUUCACGGGAGAGGUGGUGAUCUAAUGGUUAGCACGCUUGGACAUCGAAUUGCGGGAGGUCUGGGCUUGAGCCUUGGCUGGGGCGAGUUUAUUGGGAGAAACAUUUUCAGGAUAGAAGUUGAAAAAUUUGGUGGGGGAGGGGGGGGGACUUGGUAAAGGUGGGGCGAACUUGUCAUAUUUGAUAGGGCGACCCCUCGUCUCGGAGUCGAACUGGUAUAGGGCUAAACUUCUAUAAACCAAUGUGUUGUGUACUCAGGCAAGAAUUAAUGUAAUGGGUACACAAGCCAAUUAUCAGAAAAACUCGACGAAUUGCCAGAGAAUCAUUUGUUAUGGUUAAGCAUUACGUCUGAGAGGACUAGCAAUACUCCUAAGCGCUGAAAACUAGGCUCUGAAAAAAAUGGUUUGGUAUAUUCAAUCUCUAACAACCUAUUACUUUGUAGAGCUGUGGAGAAGUCGGUUGCCAAUCAUUCCAGUGCAGUUUGGGACGUCUGAGACAGGGUGAUAAAGCAGAGAUCAAACUAACAUCACGGCUGUGGCAGAAUACACUCAUUAAGGUAUUCUUAAUAUUCCGUGAUCUAUAUUGUGUGUAAGAAUCGUUAGGCAAAAAUUUUGCAUGAGUUGCCAUACCUUUUCAAUAAUGCUCUGUUACAAAACAAUUCCCUACUUUGCCUUUUUUUUUUGUCAAAUCUAUGAACACGAGUCAUCGUCGGUCAUUUCAAAUCACCAAAUAUCAUCUCUUAAUAUCACUUAUAGUGUGUCAUUUUUUAUGCCUUUCUUUCUGCGAUAUUUUUUGUAUUAUUUUAGUAGUAUAGUUAAGUAGAUAAUUGACCCACCUCGCUUAGUGUAUCUUAUUUGCAGAUCAAUUGAAUUUUAUAAGAUGAAUAUGUCACAAAUCAAGUGUUGUGUGUAUGUCAGAGAAAACCCUCCAACGUUAAAAUAAUCGUCGAAAUGUGCGCUGUGGCACUUUGGGGUUGAAAUAUUGGAUUAAAAUCAUUGAGAAUCUUUCCUUCAAAAAAAAUCAUCUCUUACAUCAUCACCCUACCCUCUUAGGGAGCUUUGUGACCUCACAACCCUCCUCCCUCCUUAUAUGUCAAUAUACUUGAUGUUACCUUACAGCUCGAUAAGUCAGCAGUAGUAGAACUUGAAACGAUUGCACAAGUACAGCCUCCAGCGAAAGUCACUCAGCCGGACGUAGGAAAUGAUGCUGUAACGGUGCGUAGCUUGAUUAUACUCUUUUUAAAGUCUGUUUUUGAACAUAUUUGACGACACUAGAGUGUUGAAAAUUUGGUACUGAAUGCAACUAACCUUGUAUUUCAUUUUUUUACGACCACUGUGUGAUUGAUCGAUCGAAGUUGAUUAAGGAGACUGAGCCAGGGGAGUUGAUUCGUUUUCAAAUUUUCGGCUUAAAUUGAAUGUACCAAUUGUAAAAUUACUAGGCAAAUUUACAUAUUAGCAUCCUUCAUUUGGUAAACCUUUAAUUGAAGUUCUGUCCGGACAAGAGUUAGGAAAAUGUGAGCUCGGGUUUUUGGACCAUACAAUAACCUGUUUUGAUGAGUGUUUUCCUUAUAAUUACUUUCUAGGGUAAUCACCAUUUGGAAAUACAAAACCAAUCGUAAAUUCUCUGAACGAAAACAAUCUCCCAUGUCUUCCGCUGGCCAUGUACGUCUAUUUGCUUCGAAUUUUUACAAGCCAAUUUAUAAGUGGGCAGUUUUCCUUAACUGUUCGGUCGGUCUUUGACAAUUGCUUUAGUUACAGUUCUGCGAGGUUUUUAAUUUUCAUUAAUAGGACGUACUGUUUCUUUGGCAGAUCAUUCUCACAGCCAAGCCUGAACGCCCUGUUGCCGGUAAAAAAUCCACCCCCUGGUGGGUAUACUUGGUCUCAGUUCUGGGUGGUGUCAUUUUGCUCGGAAUCGCAGUUUUAAUCCUCUAUAAGGUUUGUAUGUUGUUAAUUAUAUGUCACCGAAAAAAGGGUAGAAAGAUCAAUUUUUUUAAAGAAGCUUGAUUUAAUUGUACAAAUAGCCCUAAAUUAUAAUUGAUGCAUGACAUUUACAAAAAAUAACAUCUGAUGUUCGAGGAUUGUUAUGACUAUGUGGGGUAUCUUUUUUUGCCCUGUUGAAAAAUUCUUGUUCACAAUAGAAGCUAAAAAACGAAUUGUUUUUUUUUUGGGGGGGGGGGGGGAGGGAACAAACACAAAGGCUGCGAGUUGAAAAUGAUCCAAGGCGGAACGAUGAUGGGUGAGGUGGGCACUAGAGAAAUUUGCUAAAUUUUUCAUUAUAUAUGCACUUUGACGCUACGUCUUUUUAAGUCAAGUUCAUCAUGGGUUUUUACAAGCUGAGUUGCCUUCACCAGCAACGGAUCGUGAAAUCCGAAGAUCUGGGGUUUAGAUCCUCGAAGGAAAUUAAGUCUUUUUCUUUAGAUUUUUUAACUUCGUUCUUCAUUUACUUGUUUUCAGCUUGGUUUUUUCAAACGGAAAAAUAAGUCACUGGAGUUAACACCUGAGGAGCUUCUUCCUAUGAAGAAAGUAUAA
Pocillopora meandrina is the source of this 16118-nucleotide messenger RNA. The record is from the annotation of a GenBank genome assembly. NCBI's taxonomy places the organism in Eukaryota, Metazoa, Cnidaria, Anthozoa, Scleractinia, Pocilloporidae.